UCCCCCCCCAAAAAUCUCCACAGCACAGCACACUCAACACCCCCAACAUCCAGCAACAAAACCAAACCAAACCAAAAAAAAAAAUGUCGUGCAACCUCCUCACCAACCCCUCCUUCGAAACCGGCACCUUAUCGCCGUGGUUCACCACCGUCCCCAAUGUGAACAUCGCCACCAUCACGAACGCGACCGCCGCCUACGAUGGGCAUUAUUACCUCGACCUCAAAACCGACUACGGCAACAGAGGCCACUCGAUCGCGCAGACGGUGACGGGCCUCCAGCGCGGCACGGUGUAUGACUUCUCGGCGCAGAUCCAGAUCCCGGCACCCUCGGGGGUGGAGUACUGUUUUGUGGACGCGUAUAUCGGGGCGAAUGCGACGACGGGGCUCAUUGUCUCGCAGCUGUUGGAGCCCACGGGCGAGUGGACGACGGUCAGUGGGUCGUAUAAGCGGCGGGGGCGGCGGGCGGAGGAUGUGUUGACGGUGACGGGGUCGUGUACGUCGCCGGGGAGUUCGUAUGUUUGGGAUGUGUUGGUUGAUGCGGUUGUUCUUGAGGCGGUGGGAGGGUGUGUUUGAUUGAUGAUGGGGUUGUCGGGCUGGGUUUGUGGGUGAUUGAUGGUGAUGGGCUGGGCUGGGGGUUUGGGGGAGGGAGGGGGUGUACUGGGGAUCUAGUUGAGGGCAUGUUUUGGAUGUAUUGGGAUGUUUGGACCUAGGAUUUAAUGCGAUGGAUGUAACUAUCUGCUGCUGGUGCAAUGGACUAUGCGAGAGAGUUACGGAGGG
Messenger RNA from Aspergillus aculeatus ATCC 16872, 776 nucleotides. Its product is annotated as carbohydrate binding domain-containing protein. The coding region runs from base 84 to 572 and encodes 162 amino acids. Gene Ontology annotation, molecular function: hydrolase activity, acting on glycosyl bonds. The transcript has 2 exons. The record is from RefSeq and is a predicted model, not a curated record. Lineage: Eukaryota; Fungi; Ascomycota; Eurotiomycetes; Eurotiales; Aspergillaceae.